Nerophis lumbriciformis (worm pipefish) is the source of this 2376-nucleotide messenger RNA. RefSeq names its product methionine sulfoxide reductase Ab (gene msrab). The record is from RefSeq and is a predicted model, not a curated record. Gene Ontology annotation, molecular function: peptide-methionine (S)-S-oxide reductase activity. Gene Ontology annotation, biological process: cellular response to oxidative stress. Lineage: Eukaryota; Metazoa; Chordata; Actinopteri; Syngnathiformes; Syngnathidae. Gene Ontology annotation, cellular component: cytoplasm.
AACGGUUUGUAAGAUUAAGAAGGAAGUUGGCAAGCCUUUUGGUUAUCGCAGUUUGUAGAACAUUUACUUCGAUGUUUGCUCAGGGGGGCGUGUGGGCGAGCAGUCGGAGACAGGAGUGGGGGAACAUUGACAGCAAACGGUGUUUCUGGUGCUGUGCGUGGACCGCAGAGGUGGAGAAGACAAUGUCAGAUAAGACUCAGAUGCCGAGUAGGGAGCGCGCCCUCGCGGGACGGGAGGAGAAAAUGUCCGUCGCUGACAAGCAUGCAGUCAACGGCAAUACCACCGUGCAGCCUUUUCCAGAAGGCACGGAGAUCAUCAUGUUUGGAAUGGGCUGUUUCUGGGGAGCUGAGAAACUUUUUUGGAAGCUUCCUGGGGUCUUCUCCACGCAGGUGGGCUUUGCCGGUGGCUUUACCCCCAACCCCACCUAUCACGAGGUAUGCUCAGGGCUGACUGGACACACCGAGGUCGUGAGGGUGGUCUUCUCUACCAAAGACACUAGCCUGGAGGAGCUGCUUAAACACUUUUGGGAGAACCACGAUCCGACACAAGGUAUGAAGCAGCAUGCCGACAUCGGGACUCAGUACCGUUCUGUCAUUUAUGCAAGCAGUGCGGAUCAACUGGAGCCGGCAUUGAAGAGCAAAUUGGCCUACCAGAAGGAGCUCGAGGCAAAGGGUCUCGGCACCAUCACCACCGAAAUUCUGGAGGGGCAGCAGUUCUUCUACGCCGAGGACUACCACCAGCAGUACCUGAAGAAGGUACCCAAUGGUUACUGCGGCCUUAAAGGCACUGGAAUCUCCUGUCCCUUUGGAGCCGGAAAAGAUGAUUAGUGGCGAUUGCUUCAUGGCUGAUACUUUCACCACUUUGUAUCAGUGAUUAAAGUAUAGCAUAGAAACAGGGAUGAAUAAUGAUGAGUAAAUGGGAGGUUUUGUAAUUAUAGAUCCACUUGGAAUUAAUUGCCACUGAUCUUUUAGAGUUUAGUUUCAAUUAGGGCUGGGCGAUAUAUCGAUAUACGCGAUAUAUCGUGGGUUUGUCUCUGUGCGAUAUAGAAAAUGACUAUAUCGUGAUAUCAAGUAUACGUUCUCACGCAGUUGCUUUUAGCCGCGGACAUUACACUACAGGCUCUCCUUCUCUUUCCAGUCUCUCCUUCUCACAGACAGACAAGCGCACCUUCUUACACACGUCACAUACUGUCACGUCAUACGUCACAUACGUAUACGCCCUCCCCGAGCAGAGAGGUAGCAGCAUGGUAAAGUUAGCUGUGAUGCUAGCGGAGUGGUGCGAGCGCUAAUACAAGAGAAAGAAGGUGCGAAUCUGGUAACAAAUGGAGGAAGAAUUAAUUCCCAAGAAAAACAGCACGGGGUCUAUCGUCUGGCGGUGGUUUGGCUUCAAGUGGGAAUAUGUCGAACAGACAACCGUCAUUUGUCAAGUGUGGGGCAAAAGCGUUGCUAUAAAAAGUAGCAUUACUGCUGUAACAAACAGUUUAGGGUGGCCCAAGUUACCGGAGUGUGUUAGGUAAGGAGGAGGAGUUUUGUCCCUCCAGAGUUGCCGUAGGGCUGUGACGUAGGGUGUGUGUGGUUGUGGAAGGAGGUGUGUGAUGUUGACAUUAAAGAAGCGGUGGCUACCAAACCUGCUCUAAUGUCUUCCGUUUAUUAUUUUAUUAGAUAAGUACACUGCAUAGGCGAACCCAGGACACUCGGCUGCACUGCUAAUAUGUAGCAUCAUUUGAAAAGUCCCACGCUAGACAAUGACGAGGGCUUACUCCGCACGUCAAUAUCUCCGUUUGGUGCCACACGUCCACACCAUCAAAAUGCAGAGGCAAACAUUUCCACAUCAACACCAUAUGAAAAAAAUUUUGAAUUUUUUUAGUUGUGAUUUCCUUCUCUGCAUGAAAGUUUAAAAGUAGCAUAUAUUAAUGCAGUAUGAAGAACAAUGUUUUAAUGUAGACACAUAGAAUCAUCAUACUGCCGUGAUUAUAUGUAUCAAGGGUUCAUUCAAGGCUAAGGCAAAAUAUCGAGAUAUAUAUUGUGUAUCGCGAUAUGGUCUUAAAAUAUCGCGAUAUUAAAAAAAGGCAAUAUCGCCCAGCCCUAGUUUCAAUGCAGAAUUUCUGCAGCUUACUCACCAAAACGCCUUCUUUAUUGAAGCAAAAUAAAAUCAGUACUAAGUGCUAAAUCAAAUUCCAGUCAAGUUUAAAUCAUGUAGAGCACUGGUGUCAAACUCAAGGCCCGCGGGCCAGAUCUGGCCCUCCACGUCAUUUUAUAAGGCCCACAAAAGCCUGGAAAUAAUUUGUCAAUAAAAUACCUUAUAUUUUCUUUCUUUACUUUCUUAUUAUCUUACUAAAGGUAUUCGGGUUUUUUUUCUCAUUUUGACAGGAAUAUU